Molecule: messenger RNA, 1864 nt
Organism: Achroia grisella
Lineage: Eukaryota; Metazoa; Arthropoda; Insecta; Lepidoptera; Pyralidae
Gene: Vta1
Product: vacuolar protein sorting-associated protein VTA1 homolog
Exons: 4
Coding region: 331-1272 (313 amino acids)
Biological process (GO): late endosome to vacuole transport via multivesicular body sorting pathway
Cellular component (GO): multivesicular body
Source: RefSeq, a predicted model, not a curated record
AUGUCGCAGGCAUAUUAUUUCACAAUUACUCAUACAAUAUACAUAUUAUUGUAGUAUAUCAGAGUAUCCUUCUACGUAUUUAUAAUUUAUAUACCAUUUUAGUGAUUUUAAGAAAGUAAUAAUAUUUUAGUUCUCAAUACAUAGUUAUUUAUUAACGUCCUAUGCUGGUAACAAAUGUUUCUCGUGUGCUACUGCUACCUGGUGUUUUAAGAUUUCUGGAUUGCUCAUAUCUGUUAUUGUGUUCUUCGUCCACUGUCAUAUGAAAUAUAAUGUUUUUUUGAACAAUUCAUAAGACUAUAUUAUUGUGAUCGGAUUAAAAUUUUAACAAACAUGUCGAACGAAAUACCCGAAUGUCCCCCUAGCUUAAAAUCAAUCCAACACUAUCUGAAGACCGCAGCUGAACAUGACACAAGAGAUCCCGUUGUUGCUUAUUGGUGUAGACUACAUGCUUUACAAGUUGGCCUUAAACUCACUUCCAAAAAAACACCAGAAGAAACUAAAGUUCUAAUGGCACUUAUGGACUGGUUGGAAGAAGCCAAGAAAAUCAACAAGGACAAUGAAGCAGUUAGUAAUGAAGUUGCAGCUCAGGCUCACCUUGAAAACUAUGCUCUGAAAUUAUUUAUGUAUGCUGAUAAACAAGACAGAGAGCAAAACUAUGGCAAGAAUGUUGUAAAGGCAUUCUAUACUGCUGGAAUGAUUUAUGAUGUUCUUACUACAUUUGGAGAGUUGACUGAUGAAGCAACACAGAACAGAAAAUAUGCUAAGUGGAAAGCUGCUUACAUUCAUAAUUGCCUUAAGAAUGGAGAGACUCCAGUUCCAGGUCCCAUGCAGUCUGAGGAUGGUGACCAAACUAAUGAAGGUUCAGCAGACAACAGCCAAGACACUACAACUACUCCUCAAGUGCCUGGUUUUCUACCAGUGACACCAGCAACUUUACCUAUCAUGCCAUCUAACUUCAAUAAUAGUCUACCCGAUCCUAAUACAGCAAUGAGAGCAGCUUCACAAUUGCCACCUGUUCCAUAUACUCCAGAUCCUAAUCCAGGUGGGUUUGUACCUUAUGAUCCAUCUGAACAGCCCCAACCACCACAACCCAGUGCAUUAUAUGGUGACAAUACUUCCUUCGUAGCUCAGCUUACACCAGACCAAAUAGCUAAAGCUCAGAAAUAUUGUAAGUGGGCUAGCAGUGCAUUGAAUUAUGAUGAUGUGAAAACAGCAAUCAACAAUCUGAGGAAUGCUUUAGAGUUGCUGCAAACUGGUCAUGAUCCUGCUUAAAUAUUGACAGUUGCAGCGCUAAUCUCAUAGUUACAUGUUAUGUUUACACCAUUUUUAUUUAUGUUUUAUAUAAAUGUUUACAAUAAUUAUUAGUUUAUAAAUAAUGAUCAAUUAUUUUCUCUUUACGUUAUUAAUCGAUUUUUAAAAUAACAGAAAAUUACGUAAUCUGUACAAUUACAGAUUACGUAACUCGAAGUUUGAAACAAACAUAUUUUAUUACAGGCAUAAAACAAUUCAUAAACAUACAUAAAUACAUUUUCUUGAAAAGGACUUAUGAAGAACAAUUAAUAAUAAGUUAGUUAUAUAUAGUUUUUAUUAUGUAGGAUCGAAACUGUGACCAUCAUCACCAUGUCUAGAUUUAUAAAUGAAAUUAAGCUUUAAUUGCUUCCAAUUACCGUUUGAAUUUAAAUAACGUAACAAAUUUAUUUUGUUGUGGAAAAUAAGCAGUGACUACGAUCAAUGCUUGCAAAGAAAAACAACCCCUAUACCAAGUGGCCUGGCCAAUGUGAUAACAUUAGAGUAAUAUCAGUAUACACCCGCUAUUGGGCGAGAUGUUAAUAGUACAUUAAUGGAUUAUUAAUGAUAUUUAAUA